Polyodon spathula (Mississippi paddlefish) is the source of this 3233-nucleotide messenger RNA. Its product is annotated as BTB/POZ domain-containing protein 2-like. Gene Ontology annotation, cellular component: P-body; cytosol. The coding region runs from base 23 to 1729 and encodes 568 amino acids. Gene Ontology annotation, molecular function: protein binding. The record is from RefSeq and is a predicted model, not a curated record. NCBI's taxonomy places the organism in Eukaryota, Metazoa, Chordata, Actinopteri, Acipenseriformes, Polyodontidae. The transcript has 9 exons. Gene Ontology annotation, biological process: neurogenesis.
AACCACACAAAAAAAAUAAUGCAUGUCUGCUAGUACCCCCACAUGUGCGAUAAUAAAUAACCCCCGGCCCCCGCCCCGGCACCGGGACCCCCGUGUUCAGCCUCUCCUGUCUCCUAGAUCCAAGAUGGCUGCGGGAGGGUGCGGCGGCGCUCCGUGUCUCAACGUCUCCAUCCCGGGACCCCUCGGCAACGUCCUCCCGAGCAACAGCGCCCAGGCUUCGGCCACUAGCACCGGGGGAGCCGCGCCGGCGGCGGUGGCGGGGGGGUCCGGGCGCGCCAGUAACUUCAACCCGCAGCCGGGCCCGGUCGGAGGCAGCAGCACCGGAGACGCAGUUGCGGCUAACCCGGUGACAGUGGCCUCUAGUCCCCCCCAGCCGGCGGGGGCCGCCGGGGUGGAGGCGGCCUCAGUGCUCGUUUACCGAGAGCCCGUCUACAAUUGGCAGGCCACCAAAAGCACGGUGAAGGAGAGGUUCGCGUUCCUCUUCGGUAACGAGGUGCUCAGUGACGUGCACUUUCUGGUAGGAAAGGGGAUGGGAGUGCAGAGGAUACCUGCGCACAGGUUUGUGCUGGCAGUGGGCAGCGCUGUGUUCGAUGCCAUGUUCAACGGGGGAAUGGCGACAACAUCCACUGAGAUCGAGCUGCCAGACGUGGAGCCAGCGGCCUUCCUCGCCCUGCUCAAGUUCCUGUACUCGGACGAGGUGCAGAUCGGGCCGGAGACGGUGAUGACCACGCUGUACACGGCUAAGAAGUACGCAGUGCCGGCGCUGGAGGCCCACUGCGUGGAGUUCCUGAAGAAGAACCUGAGAGCCGACAACGCCUUCAUGCUGCUCACACAGGCCCGGUUGUUUGACGAGCCCCAGCUGGCCAGUCUGUGCCUGGAGAACAUCGACAAGAACACGUCCGACGCCAUUAACGCAGAGGGCUUCACAGACAUCGACCUGGACACGCUGAUGGCGGUGCUGGAGCGGGACACGCUGGGUAUUCGGGAGGUGCGUCUCUUCACGGCGGUGAGCCGCUGGUCAGACUCAGAAUCCCAGAGGCAGCAGCUGCAGCCGAGCCCAGAGAACAAGCGGCGUGUCCUGGGCAAGGCGCUGCCCCUCAUCCGCUUCCCACUCAUGACCAUCGAGGAGUUCGCUGCAGGCCCGGCUCAGUCUGGUAUUCUGACGGACAGGGAGGUGGUCAGUCUCUUCCUGCACUUCACGGUGAAUCCGAAGCCACGCGUGGAGUUCAUCGACCGGCCGCGGUGCUGCCUGAGGGGGAAGGAGUGCAGCAUCAACCGCUUCCAGCAGGUGGAGAGCCGCUGGGGGUACAGCGGGACGAGCGACCGCAUCCGGUUCUCUGUGAAUCGCAGGAUAUUCGUGGUUGGGUUCGGCCUGUAUGGAUCGAUCCACGGGCCCACGGACUACCAGGUCAACAUCCAGAUCAUCCACACGGACAGUAACACAGCUCUGGGUCAGAACGACACUGGGUUCAGCUGCGACGGCACGGCCAGCACCUUCCGCGUGAUGUUCAAGGAGCCGGUCGAGAUCCUGCCCAACGUCAACUACACUGCCUGCGCCACACUCAAGGGACCAGACUCUCACUACGGUACGAAGGGGCUACGGAAGGUGAUCCACGAGGCCUCCACCACCGGGACCAAGACCUGCUUCACAUUCUGCUACGCGGCCGGGAACAACAACGGAACCUCAGUGGAGGAUGGGCAGAUACCCGAGCUCAUCUUCUACACAUAGACACAGAGAGACUGAGUGGAGAGAGGGGCUGGGGAGAGAGACUGAGAGGAGGGGGGGAGAGCAAGACUGAGAGGGGCUGGGGGGGAGUGGGAGGAGAGGUGGAGGGAGGGAAGACUGAGAGGGACUUAGAAGAGAAACAGUUUUCAUAUGAGGGGAGAGGCGAGUGUUGCCCCCUCAUCGUUUCCAGCAGCAUGCCAUACACACACGCCUGCAUCUCUGCAUGCAUCAUCUCUUUGACCCUGGGAGUUUCAGCGAGCUCCCCUGCCCUCCUCCUCCUCCUUGGAUCAAAACCAUCACCCCCCCCCCCCCCCCCCCCCCCCCCCCCCCCUUUGCAGCGUCGGACGGAGUGUUGCUCCAGUAACCCCUGGAUGCAUAUUGCCCCCUCCUCCUUGUGUGUCCAGGGCAGGGGGGUUGUCUGGAUGCCCCUCUUGCUGUUCUGCAGCGUUGCUCUCUUGUAAGGAAAUGGUCCUGGGAAGUCUUUCUGUUCCUCAUCACUAACAUUAUAUAACAAAACUAAACAACAAUCCCUAAAAGGCGUUCUGAACGGAGCUUUGCUUGUCCAGCCCUGUGUGCGUCCCUACAUCCCUGCAUCCACGCAAAGCUUCCCAUCGCUGCUGUGGCAUAUCCGUGUCAGUUUCAAAAGAAGAGUUAUACUGCGCUUCGCGAAACCUGGGCGCUGCGCUGGGGAAUGUGGGUUAUGGCGUGGAUAAAAAAUCAUUCGCUCUUCAUUCCAGUAAUUAUAACAGCAGCUUCAUCCACUGAACUGUGUUUGGCAUGUUCAGUGCUUUCUCUGCUUGGUCUCCUAGUUUGCUGGAUGGUGAAAAUUCAUCACGGGACUCGGAGGAGACACAGCGAUUGCUUUGGUGCGGCUUGUUUCCAGCUGUUAACUUUUUACUGCGUGGUUUGUGCGUCAUUAAGAAAGAGUACGGUGGCUCGUUGAGGACAAUAAAAAAAAUUUAAAUCCUGAAAUAACUCAGGAUCUCAACAAAUAUGAUUGCCCCCCUGUUCUUAAUGAGCCACUGUCAAUAUGAAACAAGCACAGCAGGCAGCUUCAAGUGAAAUACCAGCACAGUGAAUCUGGAACAGCUCAAACACUCCCGUCUUGGGAGAGGAGUCCAGGUCUGUGUUGGUAACAUCUCCUAAAUGAUUGAAUUGAACUGGUACAGGUGCACCCCUGUAAGGGCGAGGUGGUGGAACCCCAGGGAUUAGGGAGUUAAUAUGAAGAAGCAACAUGUCAUUUUUUAAAAAUCAUUAAGAAUGUAAUGUAUCAGCAGUUUCAAUGUGGACCAAAAUCCAUCAGGGGGGAGAGAAUUGAUACUGUACUGGUAAUGUAAACCAAAAUACUAAAAACUAUAAAUCACACAGCCACCAAAAGUACUGAAGACUCUUGAACAAAUGUAAAAAUUAUUAAUAUGAUCAAUGUGUUCAAGUUAAUGUAGUGUCUAUUUUGCAUCUGCUUUGUGAGUUUAAGAUCUGUACAUAUACAUUAAAAAUAAAAACUAUA